AUGAAUAUACCAGAAAUAACAUCUUACGAGGACCAGGCAAUCGACGCAGUAGUGUCUGUGAUAAACAGAGCGAAAGAGAAGUUGGGAGUUCGGCAGACGCUGAAGCAACUUGCGACAAGCCGUGAUAUCUACGGCUCCGCCGCCAAGGUGCCCCUUACUGGUCUCAAGAUACCACUGGCAAUCACCAGCGAACAAUUGAUCGCCGACACCAUCGAGAAGAAAUGGCGCUUAACAGACAUCUUCAAAUAUUCCUUGAAGUAUAAAGGCACCACGAAGGAUGAAUGUUCGCAGUACUUCUAUUUUGAGGCUAUCUUUAGUCAACCGACGGCAUCUUACCCUAUACCACAAGCAACAGCCUCCGUGUUCUUUCGCGUCGAGGACAAGCUCAUCGAGCCACCAGAAACACGAGGAGUACCAAAGGCUAGUGUUUACUGCUAA
This is a messenger RNA of Parnassius apollo (apollo), 438 nucleotides long. The record is from the annotation of a GenBank genome assembly. NCBI's taxonomy places the organism in Eukaryota, Metazoa, Arthropoda, Insecta, Lepidoptera, Papilionidae.